This is a messenger RNA of Coccinella septempunctata (seven-spotted ladybird), 683 nucleotides long. Its product is annotated as E3 ubiquitin-protein ligase Siah1-like. Gene Ontology annotation, biological process: proteasome-mediated ubiquitin-dependent protein catabolic process; multicellular organism development. The coding region runs from base 149 to 505 and encodes 118 amino acids. Gene Ontology annotation, cellular component: cytoplasm. The record is from RefSeq and is a predicted model, not a curated record. The transcript has 2 exons. Lineage: Eukaryota; Metazoa; Arthropoda; Insecta; Coleoptera; Coccinellidae. Gene Ontology annotation, molecular function: ubiquitin conjugating enzyme binding; ubiquitin protein ligase activity.
UAGAACAUAUGAUACGCUACAAGCUACAACUUCUAUAUACGGAACAUGUCACAUAUGUAGACUCAUGUAAACUAACAAUUCAGCUACUAGUUUCGAAAAUACCAACAUAAAUAUCGUUUUAUUGAAUUGAAUUGAAAAGAAAGAAGAGAUGAAGCCUGAGCACAUAGCAAUGAACGAAUACGUAAAGGAUCUCCUGACAUGUCCUAGAUGCCAUAUCAUCAUCACGCCCCCGUAUCAGCAAUGCAAAAUGGGGCACUUGCGUUGUUCUAGUGCCGAGUGCGAAACGAGUGACUCGGAAACCGUUUGCUACUGUGGAGAAACAUUUCUGAUGUUCAAAAUUUCAUCGUUGGAAAAAAUAUAUGAUGCGUUGGUUUUCACUUGUAAGUUUUCGCAGAACGGAUGCAUAGAGGUGUCGCUGAAGGCCAAGGAUUUGAAGAAGCAUGAAGAAGGUUGCAAAUUCAGUCCGAAGAACAAUCCAGAAAUGGGCAAAAUAAGUACGAAAUAGAUUAAUGAUUCAAUUUUGGUGAUAUCGAAUUAAAUUUAUUGUAGUAUGUGUUUAUAUUUCAUAAAUUGCUUUUUAUAAGUGAACUAUUUUUUCGUGUUGGGUACUCUCUUUGAUGUCAUUUACUAUAUUAUCUAUAUUUAUCAAUGUUUUGAAGUAUAAAGAGCAUUAAAAAUUGUUA